Talaromyces proteolyticus is the source of this 1395-nucleotide messenger RNA. RefSeq lists its product as uncharacterized. Bases 1 to 1395 code for a protein of 464 amino acids. The transcript has a single exon. NCBI's taxonomy places the organism in Eukaryota, Fungi, Ascomycota, Eurotiomycetes, Eurotiales, Trichocomaceae. The record is from RefSeq and is a predicted model, not a curated record.
AUGCCACGGCCGCCCGCUCGAAGGACUCGGGCUGCGCCUGAGGCCUCUACAGAAACUGCCAGGAAGACUACCAACCUAACUAAUCCUUCAAACACGAAGACAAAUGUGCUCGGUACUGAUAGUGAAGGGCAGGCGCGAGCUGCCACACCAGAACUACCUACCCAUACCAGCAUAGAUACUUCACGCUCCCAUCAACUCCCACUCAGACCUACUCUGACACCCACUCGAAAUGCUCCCGAAAAUGCUCUUGUAUCGUCACCAAAUGAUCGCCCGGCAACAGGAAGUCAAACAGGAAGUCGCCCCCCUACUAGAGCUCGAGGCUACUCGUCCACAUUGUCAUUAGCUGGCCGGAAAGGAGAUGUCACUUCGCGCAUUGGCAGCACGCCUGGAUUCGAGAGUUCUAUCUUGAGUAAUUUCAGAAGAAGACCAAGACAACCCAGCUUGCUCCAGAUGAUGCAGGCCGACGAGUCUUCCGAUCUCGAUGACGACGACUUUCUCGGUGGCUUGAGUCCAGAAGAUGAGUCGACACCGCUGAAUGCCACGAAGCCGUCGCAAAUAGUCGAUUCGCCGAACGUUUCUCCAUCUCGAGGCUCAAACUUGUCAUCACCGGCCUCCAAAGACUCUCGGAAGAGAAAGCGCACAACAUUGAAUCAUGGCGAUAGUAACAACCCUCCAUCUGCGGAAAGCAGUCCAAUAUCUAGCCCUAUGCAGACGCCAAGACCUCGGUCUGUUGUAGCAUCUGUUGAUACAAUGAAUUUUGUGUUAGCUACUCCUCUGAGCAGCCCAGGGAGCGUCCAUCCAUCAGUUACUGCUAUCGAUGAAGUGAUGACGGCACAAGUAACUAAGAAUACCGUCCCGAAGAUUGCAACUUCCAUCUUACAAGCCAAAUUUCUUCCUCGACGUCGAAUUCGUCGACGUAAGAGUUACCAAGAUUAUGAUGAAGGCUCGGAGUCGCUGGCUGAAGACUCAGAUGAGGAUGAAUUGAAUAGAGUCAUCGGUACUACGCGCCGCAGGCCCCAGAAAAGAGGCUUGUCGGAUGCAACGACACGCAACGUCAAAGUGAACACCAACGGCCCACGAUAUUCAGAUCGGGGUAGCAACAAGACACCUAAUGGGGUCAAGAGAACAUUUCCAAAUCUGCCUGAUUCCCAAAGCAAAACCCCUCGCACAUAUUCUCGUCGAGAAACCCAGGUCACCGACAAAGAGAACUACCUCUCCGACGGUUCUUCUGACCUCUCCUCACUACCUCCCUCAGAUGAAUUCGACUCGGAUUACGACAUCACAAUCCGCGAUUCGGGUGGCAGAAUCGCUAGUCGCGAACUGGAGCAGGCAGUAUUGAAGUUUAAAGAGGUUGAUAAAUGGCAGAUGGAAUUUGAAGAUGUCUCAUUCUUCUGA